CAUUGGUAUUGCAGUAAUUCAAAUUUUAAGACCUAAAGCUUCAUUCAUUAUAUCAUUCGAGGAUAAUCAGUGAUGUUCAAAAUCCAAUACCAGGGGGGACCCUAUGUUGAUGUGUUCAGCGCACAAGGAAGGGAAAAGCUGACAAAAAAAUGCAAAGUAAUAGGAAGCUCAAGUAGUAUUUCUAAAGAAUAUGACAAAGAUGUAAAAAGCUCUGUAUAUAUCCUUAAAGGAGAGCCAACAACAACAAAGUUACAUUUUCCAAAAGAUGAUAAACUUGGGUUGUUUCUUACUCAAAGAUUUAUUGUAUUCCAGCUAUUUACUCCUUUGGGUCAACCAUUUUCUUUUGAGGUCACAAUCACAGACCAUACUCAAAAUAAGAGGCGGAUAUUUUUUUCCUCCAAUCUGAAAGAUGCAUCAGUGACACCUUUGCAUGCUAAAUUUCCACUUAAUUGUAUAAAACAUGGCUUUUGGUUGAAUAUGUGUUUGGACCUUGAGUCACUGGUAAAGAAUACAUUUCAUGGGUCAACAUGUCGUUCACUGGAAGGUUUCACAGUGACAGCCAACUGCCGAUUAAAGAGAGUUUUUACUUUAAGAUCUCCACCAAUGGACAAUUCUGAGUUAGGAGAAACACAAUAUGAUCAUUAUGAAUCGUUGCCAAGGAAUGUACAGUUGAUAACAAGUGGUAGUAUACCAACCAUGACUCAGAUCCUCUCAUACACGACACUGCAAGGCAAGCACAUCAUGACCACACCAAGAAAAGACCAUGAAACAUCACAACAGCUGACACAUAUAGCCUUCGGCAGUAAAGUAGUUAUUCCUUCUCAUGCACGAUUAAACUCAUUAAAAGAAAACAAAGAACCAUGUCAAUCGUCAUGUAAUACUGACACAAUCAACACGACUGAGUUUAAUGAAAGUUCUAAAACACUUGCAAGUUCAGACUGGGAUAUGAAAAAUGGUAUUGUUCUUGGUGUUGAUGUUGCAAUCAAACCAAGACCACCAAAAACAAGUAGUGCUGGAAAGGUGCGUCGUCGACCAUUAAGAGUUAAAUCAAGUGAUACAGUAAAAGAUGUUGAAGAAGAAAAGAAUAAUAAGGAUCAUGUUUCUACUAAAACUGUUUCAAAAAAUGAACCCUGGCACAAAACACUCGAGAAAAAUAUUUUUCCAGAUUGUACAACUUCUGAAAGUGGCCAGGAUAUAGGAAUAAUUGAUAAAAAGUUUUUGGAUAAAGAGAAAUUGGCAGUGAUAAAGAAUUCAGUAAAAAAGUCAACAUCUUCUAACGAAUUAUUUAAUGAUGAAUCAAGUGCUGUAUCAAUCGUGUUGCGAAAAAUGAGCAAUAAUAUGCAGCAAUAUGAAAAUUCUAUGUCAAAUAAAACUCCUCACAUUCCUUUCAAUGUGGAGCAAAACUUACUAUGCCAAGGUUUACAGCAUGAAAAUGUUAUGACUGGAGAAGAAAACAUUUCCUUCAAAACCAAAGUUAGUGAUUCCACUUUAAAUAAGAAAUCACCCGAAGAAAAACCACUUAUUGAGUUUGAUUCAUCUAAUGAAGAGAAAAAGCCAAACUUUGUUGAAAAUGGUACAUUGACCAGUUCACACAAGAAUUUAGCGACAGGCAAUUAUACCCAGAGCAUUCAAGUGCAAAUCGAUUUCAACAAUAAUGAUGGAGUAUCAAAGGAUGCAAAGCCUAAUCGACCAUGCCAACUGCAAUUGGCUAACAAUAAUCCUGUAUUCACAUUUGCUUCAAUACCGCGGUCACCACGGUCAGGUAUGAAGAAAUUCAUGGAUAUGCCACCAGAAGUUACUGUGAGUCUCAUUGAGCCUGAAGGUGAAGAAAAGGCUUAUUCAAAUGAGCGUGGAGUUUCACUUGAGGAUGACUUUUGUUGUCUGUCAGCAGAGGAAGAAAAAGACGAUAGCCUUUCAAUCCAAAAACUGUUAGAGUCUAGUUUUAGCCCACGAUACUCUCCUUUACCAUCCCAUCAUCAUUUGCGGCAAAGUAUUCGUAGUAGUAUGCUAAAGGAGAUUGCUUCACCUGUACAUAAAGAUUUAAGUUAUGAUGCUGAGAACUACCAAUCAUCAGUUGCCUGUAAGCAACAACUGAACCAAUCAACAGCUAGUUCAUGGAGAUUUGACCUAUCCAGCAGCAAUGACAGUGUUAAUCAGACAUGUGAUUGGGAGAACUCCUUGAAUGGGGAUGCAAUGCCGAAGCAUCUUGUUGCAAUCGCAGACAUUCCUCAAAUAGACGAAGUUCAAUCAGAUAGCAGUGAUGAUACAACAUGCAGUACAUGGCGUGCACCACCUCAAGAACUUAAAGGCAACAAAUAUCGAAAUGAAAUGAAGCCACCAGGGAAAGAACCAGACCUUACAGCAACCAUUGACAUGGCACCAAGAGACUCUGAUACAUUGGCUUCGCCAAUCGAAAUGCUUCAGAAGUCACCACUUAAUAUUACAGGUUCAGAUCAAGAAGAAGAGCUAGAUCUUUUGUACGAUCCGUGUUUAAACUGCUACUUUGACCCUAGGACUCAUAAAUACUAUGAAUUAGCUUGAUGUUUUGUUUUUUUUUGUUCCGCAAUCAUUUCAAAUAGUCGAUAAACGAUAACAAAGUAUAAAAGAUGGUUAGAAAAAAUAGUGCAAAUGCCUUGUAUUAUGUUGCUGAUAUUUCCACGCAUGAUUUUCAGUAUACCCGAGAAUGAGAGCUUGGUCAUCUAUGCAAUCCCGUGACCAAGUUAUAAAUUUAUUUUAAAGUAUAUAUCGAUAGUAGGAUCAGCACUCCAUGAUUUUGUGUUUUCUCUCUUCGUCGUAAAAAUAUUUAUAUUUGUAGUUUAUAUUAUUUAUUACUUGAGUUGCUAUUGAAUUAUUCACAAAAAUGACAAAACAAAUUUGCAACGGAUCAAAA
Messenger RNA from Xenia sp. Carnegie-2017, 2890 nucleotides. Its product is annotated as protein CFAP20DC-like. Bases 73 to 2541 code for a protein of 822 amino acids. The record is from RefSeq and is a predicted model, not a curated record. The transcript has 6 exons. Lineage: Eukaryota; Metazoa; Cnidaria; Anthozoa; Malacalcyonacea; Xeniidae.